Molecule: messenger RNA, 4984 nt
Organism: Bacillus rossius redtenbacheri
Lineage: Eukaryota; Metazoa; Arthropoda; Insecta; Phasmatodea; Bacillidae
Product: fibroblast growth factor 17
Exons: 5
Coding region: 183-818 (211 amino acids)
Biological process (GO): positive regulation of protein phosphorylation; fibroblast growth factor receptor signaling pathway; regulation of cell migration
Cellular component (GO): cytoplasm
Molecular function (GO): growth factor activity; fibroblast growth factor receptor binding
Source: RefSeq, a predicted model, not a curated record
GCGGGAGAGACAGCGCAGGGCCUCGCCGCAGUGCGCAGGUGCACAGUUGCCGCCCGGACCGCGGCGAAGGCAGGCAGUGUGCGCGGACAUGGAGCGGGGCUAGUGCGCGCGCGAGUGUGGAUCCACAGCAUGCGAGCAUCCUGGCCGGUGGUGCGUGGCCCCACGAGACCCUAGCGUGCUGGAUGCUACUCACCGUAUACACGUUACCACAGCUUGCCGUCUCAGCGAAGUUGCUGUGUCUCUUGAUGGUUGUGAUCUGCGGAGCUGUGCCCUCCAUGGUCCGGUCCGUGCGGCUCUACAACCAGUGCAGUUGCAGUACGGUGCGGGUCAACAAGAACGGCAGCGUGCUAGCCAGCGAAUCAAUACCGGAGAUGUUUGAGAACCUGACGAUACAGUCGCACGACUUCACGGUGAAGCUGACGAUAUUCGCGGAGGCGUCCAAGAGGUACCUGUGCUUCAACAAGAGGUGGCGCCUGGUCGGCCUGCCCAGCAACAGGGGCCCGCACUGCGAGUUCCGGGAGGACAUGGACACCAACGGCUACAACACGUACCGCUCGGUGGCGAACGAGGCGUACUUCGCGGGCUUCAACUCGCGGGGGCGGCCGCUGGGCAGGAAGAAGGCCGCCCGCGCCAACAGCACGUGCGUCAAGUUCCUGAAGAAGGACUCCGAGUUCGACAUCUCGCACCACAACCAGCAGGUGUCGGCGCUGGGGCGCGGCUACCGCAGGAAGCAGCAGGCGACGAGCAACAAGCACCCGCGGCGGCACCAGCACCACCGCGGCGGCGGCGGCCGCAGCAAGGCGCGCCGGCCCUCCUGACUGCGCCGGAACCACCUCGCUCCCCCUACUUACUGAGCCAGGCGUGUGCUCGCGAGCCCGGCAGUGCGCGCGGUCCGCGCGUAGCUAGCAUCUUGUAGAACCGCCUGUUAGGAAGCCGCCCGCACUUGGAUGAGCCGCUACGCAGCUUCCUCGUCAUGAACGCGUUCACGAUGCUCUGUGUGUCGAUGUAAUUAUUUUUAUUUUAUUAUUUUUUUGUUUCGUUUUUCCCCCCCAGCAACCUCCAUUCCGCGACGUGAGCAUUCCUGCGUGUAGCGUGUAGGACUCAGCUGGAGACACUCGUCGGCGGUUGCACGCCUCGGCGCGGCCCGUCAAGGCUUCCCGCCAACAGCCGAAGAAAAGCCGCGUCAAAGGAACGCCACUUCUCCAUUCUUUGCUUUUCAAGCUCGCGCUGCUUAUGACGGGGCUCGCCCUCCCACUGAUUUUUUGUCUACAGUCACUCUCCCAUCCCCCAUCCUUUUUUCUCCCCUCUGUUUUUUUUUUAUUUCUGUCCCGCCCAUCCCCGUCUCCCACCUUUACCUUUCCUAAACAUUUCUAUAUUUGCUGUUGGCCGGUCCGCGCGGCGGGGCGGCCCCGCAGUAACUCUCUCCCCUCGCCGUGGCAUUCCUGCCCCCCUCCACCAGCCAGGGGGGCCUGUGUGCCCUCGCCGCGCAUCGCUCGACUAUCGUGCUGCUACGCCAGGCACCGCCGAGUAACGGUCCGCCGUGGUCUCCCCCCCCCCCCUUUACACUCUUCACCCUGUAACAAACAACCCGCGUGCUUUCCUUCCACGCACAUCACCAUUUAUGUUGUCGAGUUGGCAGCAGUGUCUGUCGCCUAUAUAAGCUGGGUGCACAAUUGAAAGAAAAAAAAGUAACAUUAACAUUAGGUCGUGCGCACAAGCUACCUACUGAUUCACAAUAGUGUACAUGACGGUCGUGUGCAUGGAAGGUAAAUUUAUAUAUUUUAUUUCUGUUACGGACGCAUGAGAGUAUAGUAGAAAGCCACUUUGGCGAGACUAGAGAACUGUUUAUAUUUAUCAAUCAUAUUUUGCCAAGAAAUUGUCCAGAUAUUACAAUGCGCAGGUGUAAUUCCUGCUUUAAAAAUUAAUUAAUGCUGUUACUUAUUAGUCACUAGCAAAAAAAAAAGUGUCGAGGUUAGCUAACAAUUUUAUAUAACCCUUAUUUAUUUAUAUGUUGAAAUACUGUGCUUACAAAUUACUGGUCAGUAAUCAAGGGAUAAUCAUUUGGUAGUUAAUAUAGUUACUUACAAACACAGAUGGAUACAUCGCCAAAUUUCAUUGGCUAGAAUUAACAGUAAGAUUUCAAAUGUGAACCGACUUCGAACAGUCGUGCGCAUGGCCUGCUGUGCACUUGCUUAUGUUUUUUUUUAUUGUGAACCCAGCCUUACAGUUAUGUAUCGUACUUAAUGUUUUUAUAAGGGGUUAAUACAAAUGUGCACCCGUAAAUGUUAAUUAAUUUAUUUGAAUUUUGUAAUAUUAUUUAAUAAAAGUAUAAUGCAUAGUCUUGUAGAAAAUAGGGCACAGCCUCUCUAGCGAUAGCGAUACGUGCCACUUGACUGACACCUUCGAAAUCGAUUGCUCACGUUUUAUUGGAUUAUUCAACCGAAAACGUUAAGUGGACGGAAUAAACAUUGUCGUUAUGACAACACGUUUUCUCUUUAAAAGAAAACAGUCCACCGUGAGUGUCCUGAAUUCGAAUACAUUAACACGCGGUGACAUUGUCUCAUGUGGCAGAAAUUAAAGGGCUGCAUUAGAACUAGGGAGUUGUUUCUGUGAAAAAUAUAGUCUUUCGCCAAAUACGCAUACAUUCCAGUUAUAAAUCUUGGCAAUGUGUGAUUUUUGAUUCGCUUUUAACGGAAUGAAAUACGCGAUGUGUAUUUUUUUUUCUAACUGUCCCGUUCAUAUUACUUUACGAGAAAAAAGUCUGUGUCCUCCGAGAGUGCAUUCGUGGUUGUUUGAUGGGAGAAGCAAAUUUGACGCGUGGCAAGUUUUUGUUUGAACUAGAUUAGGCGACGAUAAUUAAUCGUUUCUGUUUCAGUACAGCCUUUCUGACGGACUUGAACGCCAUGUUCGCAGGUCGGUUUGUCUCUCAGAAGUUGGCGUGUAUCUGACUGUGUAACCACUUCUCCCGGGAGACCGUAACUUGUCACGUCUUUGUUUACGAGGCAUUCUCCGUCUCCACAACCAAGCGAAAUUGUACCAUUCCAUCUACUUUUUGAGGUCACUGAUGCUUCUCUUAGGUAGCCUACAGAUAGUUUUGUGAUUGUGCAUUUUAUAACGUGUCAACUCCAGCAUUUUACUGGAAUUACGUUUAAGUUUUUUUUAUGUUAGGUUAAACUGGAGUAACUCAACUGUCUGAAAUUUUACAUUUGUCAAGUCUCUUCUUUUAUCUGACAACAUUAAUCCCAAAUGUGUUUUAUAUAUAUUAACUUGUGUUUAUAACGUACCUGUUGCCAUAUUUCGCUUUAUAGCACUUUUCACCAAUUAUUUUAUAGAAUUUUUUUUGUAACACAGUUGAUAGUUUUGUGAUGUAGAAUUUCACGUCAAUGGAUGCAAUGCAAAUCUAUUUUGUCCCUAAUAAAUGGGUUUAUUUAUUUAUAUUUUUGUGUGUAUUGUCUUGAACUGGAGAGAAAGUAGUUUGUGAAUUAGGCAGGCUACGCCUUGUCAGAACGUGUUUCACUUGUCACGUUCUUAAUUUUGAGGGAAAAAAAACAAUGCUUGUUAUGUGUUUGUAGUGAGUUAGACCACUCUCGCUAGGUUGUCGAUCAUGUACCUGUCGCUGUAGUGAAACUGGUCCUCGCGCCGACAUAAAUAAAAAAGGUUUUGUAACUACCAGAAAGUAUUUUGUCAACAUGGCCUACACGCCACCAAAUAUUUUUGUAGUCUUAACAAAACAAUUUUGUCCCAAACAAGUCAUUUCGUGGACUCUACCAAAUUAUUUUGUAGUCACUAGAAAAUAUCUGGUGGGAUGUAUAUGGACAAAAUAUUUUUUGUAGUGUCCUCAAAACUUUUUAUUUUUAUUUUUUCAGUGUAUUGUCACCUGACUGCCUCUUAAACGCGCAUAUAGAGAGAAAAAUAGCCAUUACACAAUAGUGGUUCCAGAGGGGUCGGUGGGGGUUGAAAAUUAUUUGAGGUUGUAUUUAUGCUUACUUAAAUACUUAAAUUCACGAGUUAAAUUAUGAUUUCAUCAAAUUUUGUACGAAACAUUCAAUAUUUUGGUAUUUGAGACCAUGAAUUCCAAGUUCAGUCAGUGACUUAUUUAAUGUCUUGUUUUGCAACUGCGAUCUCUUCUUCGUACGAUGGCCCUUCCCGAAAAGAUUUCCUGGGACCGCCCUUGGGUUUUAGUGCAUUUUCUAGGGACCGCCCCCCCCCCUUUCCCCCCGCCUUUUUUUUUUUUUUUUUUUUGAGCUGCUGGCCUCGCAUGCUGUAUAGGUGCGCGGUCGCAUUCGUGUUUGAAAUAUAUAUAAAAAUAAAAAAAGCAAUCAUUCCCAAGAGCUCGACUGGUCACUCGCAACGCGAACCGCAGAAGACUGUCCGCCAGGCGAGCGCCGAGCGAGAAAUACGUGCAUGCCUUUGGUCGAGGCGCUUCAUCCAGUGCCGCGAGACACGCCUUUCCCGCGGGCAGGGGCGGUCUCUCGCGCUGGGGAAGCUGUCCACACGUUGGUUUCAUUUCACCUCAAAUAACGGAUGGAAUGUUCUGUGAGCACUUAGAGAUCUAUUCCAGCAUUAUUAAAAGUAGGAAAUUUUUGUGUAGCGGAAAAAAAAUUACCAUAUAAUUAUUGUAAAGUAAUGUUCGUAAGAUUUUUUAGGUACCUUAACCGGUUUCCUGUACAUUAUUAGUUCUUGAAGUCUUGUAUUAAUAUGAAUAUUAUUUUUUUUGUUGUUUAUUAUUGUAAACACUUUUAACAGCUUAAAAAAAAUAUUUUAUUUGCUUAACGACUUUUUUGAAUUUGGAAGUAAUUAUACUGUUUGUAUUAGGUACAUUUUAUGAUGGUUUGAAUGUGUUUACCUUUGUACAUUGUCUGAUUCGGUAGCAUGUGCUACUGUAAAUAUUUGUAUAUACAUAUACAUUUCGAAUACACUGCCUUAUUUAUUGACAUGAUAUUUUUUUUUUGUAUAAUGAAACAGAAGGAACAGGAGAACCGCU